GUGAAUCCAGAUCUGCUCACCGAAUACCAGGACGAGUUUGAAGGCGAAGGCCACGAAGGGGAGGCUUUCUACCACGAUCUUUUUCAUGUGAUCGAUGCCCUGCCACUCCAUGACAUGUUCCAUCUGCUGGACAGCACCUUUGGACUUGGCCUUCCGAUCCUGUGGAAGCUGCAGGAUCGCUUGAAAGGGGUUCUUGUGAUUAACCCAAGCUGGAUCUGGGGCUCUGCCUCCGUUCCCGAUGCACACCUUGUGAAACGAGCGAAGCAGCUGUCAGAGCUGGCGAG
Messenger RNA from Symbiodinium necroappetens, 284 nucleotides. The record is from the annotation of a GenBank genome assembly. Lineage: Eukaryota; Dinophyceae; Suessiales; Symbiodiniaceae.